AGCUCCUGCUGAAAAAAUAAUAAAGCACUAGCCUUUCGCCACGCAAAACUCUCUUCCUCACCUCAGUUUCUCCAAAAUCACAACGUUAUACACAAGCAAGAACGAGAAUCACUGUAACUCUUCUGGGUUUUCUAUUUAAGACAGAUUUUGCUUGUUGUAUUUCAACAUGUUUGUGUAAAGUUCGAGUCUUGCAGAUUUCUACAACAUGCUUAGGUUUUAUUAGGAGUUUAUGCUUUAAGGUUUGAUGUUUCUCUCAUGUGGGCUAUUCAUUUUCUGGCUAAUUCUUCUAUGAACAAGCAAAGAUAUUUAGUGUUGAUAGCAGGAGAAGCAAUUAAACCAGGGACAAUGAAGGAAGAAGAUGUGAAUUGUUGCCAGAUUCAGGAAUGGUACCCAAAAUUCAAGUCUGUAUCCAUUAAAACAGUAAUCCAUGAACUUCCAGAAUCUUUUGUCGUGUACCUUCUUGAUGAUUCCGGUCCUUUCCUCCUCCCUCAUUCUAUCUCAGGCGAAGAUGCCCUGCCCAAUAGAAUUCACAACCCUGUAGAUGAAGAAGACUAUCAGGUGUCAGAAGGAUCUGGAGAUGAAUCAGAACAACCACCAUUGCCCCCUUCUUUCCCAGAACUUGAAUUGAACAUUAAGGAGUCAAUUAAAACCCUUGGAGGUGCAGUUUUUCCUAAGCUGAACUGGAGUGCUCCAAAAGACUCUGCUUGGAUAAGUCCAUCUGGUUCCCUUCGCUGCACUUCGUUCAGUGAGAUAGCAUUAUUGCUUCGGUCAUCUGACUCACUGGUCCAUGAUUUGUGCCACGCCUAUGACACAUGCAGUGACAAAACCUUGUCAAGACCCCCAAGUUUCUUUCUUGCUCUUCGCAAGUGGUAUUCAUCUUUCUUGCCUGAGAUGGAAUUUCGUUGCAUUGUUCGGGAUAAGCAACUAGUUGGAAUUUCACAGAGAGAAGUGACUACAUUUUAUCCCACACUCCUUGAGAAGAAAAAUGACCUUCUGUGGUUGAUUGAGGAAUUUUUCACAGAUAACGUGAGACUAAAAUUUGAAUCAGAAAAUUACACCUUUGAUGUCUAUGUGAUGAAGGAUGGGCGUGCUAAGAUAUUGGAUUUUAACCCAUGGGGUGCAUUUACACUCCCGCUGCUUUUUACAUGGGAGGAACUGGAGCAGAAUCUCAGGGAAGAGGAGGAUGGGGUGAAUUUCAGAAUCGUGGAGAACCAGUGUGGAAUUCGGCCAAGUCUGAAAACAGCAGUCCCGCGAGAUUACUUGGAUACUAGCCCAGGGAGUGGUUGGGACCAGUUCUUGAGGAAGGCUGACAAGGAGUUGCGGGAGCAGAAAAGGUCUCCUGAAAACGGUGCCUGAGGGUUCUAAUUAUUUUUUGACUUCGAGGUUGCUGUGCUGUUAGUUUAUCCUCGUUGGUUUCAUUGGCAAUUAGUACGGUUUGGACAUGAACACUGGAUCCAGUACUUUUGCCAAGCAAGGGACAUAUGUGAUUCAACAAUAAUGAUUUGUAGAGAAGCUUUGUACUAGAAAAUAGUUUUCACAGAUGCAGUUUAACUUUCUUCUUGUGUAAUAGAUUCACCCAGACAUUGUAAUGUUACUUCUCAAUGGAUUGAUAGCUCCAUGAGGAACUGAUCAUUAGUACAGA
This is a messenger RNA of Populus nigra (black poplar), 1642 nucleotides long. RefSeq lists its product as uncharacterized. Gene Ontology annotation, cellular component: cytoplasm. Bases 256 to 1356 code for a protein of 366 amino acids. Lineage: Eukaryota; Viridiplantae; Streptophyta; Magnoliopsida; Malpighiales; Salicaceae. The record is from RefSeq and is a predicted model, not a curated record. The transcript is spliced from 2 exons.